AGAUCAAUGUGAACGGUUAUUUCAUUAGUUUAUUUUUUUUUAACGCGAAUUACGUAUUUAUUUUUUUAUUAUUUUUUUUUUACAUUAUGGAACGGUAUUCUCAACAGUUUUUUACUUCCAUGAAUGCAGGAGAGUUGAUGCUUUUUGUUGAAAAGAAACGGAUUUCUUUACAAAAUCGUGAUUCAGUAGAAUAUGACGAUGUUAAGAUAACUCCUGCUUUUAUUGAAUUUGUUGAUCCCAGGGAAGGUCAAUCAUACGAGGCAGUAAUCACAAUUAUUAAUCGUGGCACUAGAACCGCCUUUAUCAGAAUUGAACAUCCAAUGUCUUUUGUAUUUACAAUAAAGCCCAUCGUGAGAGGGCAGAAGCUUUCCCCAGGAUUAACAAUCAAAAGAAUAGUAACUUAUAAUUAUACAAAAGCAUCUAUAUCACCUUACGCCGAAAUUCCGAUCUACAUCAAUGACCACCUGUUCUUAUAUCCAUUGUUUAAUAUAAUGUCCGAAAUACAGAUUGAGGCAAUACCUAACGAAAUAAAUUUUGGAAAUAUAAACGCCCAACGGUUAUCUCAUACGGAAACAUUUUUAGUAAGAAAUCUAUCUGGAAAAGCAGUUCGUUUUGUAGUUGACAUUUAUAGGAGCCAAUGUAUAUUAACGGUAGAACCAACGAGAGGGGUCUUGGCGCCAAAAGAAACCGCUAGAUUUAGUGUGCAAAUGAUGAGUGAAGAACCUGGCGAACACACCACCCAAUUUUGGAUAAAAUGUAGGAAACCUAUAAUUGUAAAAGUCAACGCCUGCGUUCUGCAACCUCACUUCAAAAUAUUACAUCCCCCACCUAUCAGUGACAACACGUUGUUAUUGGAUUUUGGAAAAACGUAUUUUGGAGUCUCGAUCAGCAGAUCGUUGGUUAUACGUAAUCACAGUGUUUGCAAAACAAUGUACUGUACCUUCAUUGAAUAUGAAAAGUCAGAGACAAUGGUUUCGCAAGAAGAUUAUUAUGAAGCAGGUAUUUUCAAGUGUUCUACUGCACAUGGAAGAUUUCAUCCAUUGGAAGAUAAGGCCAUAACUAUUUCGUUUAAUCCCAGCAAUCCACAGUGCAGGAAAGGUCUGUUGAGAACAAAAUGUUAUUUCAGCUUGUUUAAAUGUACCCGAGUAAACUUUCAAGACAUAGUUGGAUCAUCCAUGAAAGAUAUCGACGCUGCAACAAAAGAUUCAUAUGAGCAUAGAACUUCUAUUUCUCAUGCCCAAUCGCAGUCAUCAUUGCUAAGUUCAGUUGCAGAUGAUGAUUCCGUUAGAUCUGUUGAAAAAACAAGAUCGAUUUAUGACCAAAUCGAAAAUUCCAUACUCAUAUUUUUGUAUGCGGAAGCAUUUACAGCAGCAGUUGAUUUGGUGCCAUCAGAAAUACACAUUGACUCUAUCAGUCUAAUGGAGGCCACCACGCGAGUAAUAAACAUUAGAAAUACAAACAGAUACAUUCCAAUAUAUUUUGAGUAUAGAAAAACUGCUUUUGUUGAGUUGAAUCCAUCGAAAGGAAAAAUUGAAGCUCUAGGUCAUUGUGACGUUUUGGUGAAAAUUAUCGCAGCAGAACCGGGAAAAAUUAAGAGAAAAAUUACUUUCGACCUCUUGUAUCCCCAUUUACAUGUUACUGAUGGAAAAGGAAUGGAAACAGUUGGUCAGGCUGAAGCAUACAUUUUGUUCGAACCAUCCUUCGUGGUAAAGAAACCUAUUCCAAAGAUCAACCAUGGAAUCACUCCCGUCAUCACGCACGAAACUGGAUUUUUACCAGAAGAAGUCGCUUUUAAUACCACUAUUUCCUUACCACCUAUUGCUAUGGGAAGGAGAAUUAAAGACGAAGAUAAAAAUAGCAAUAUAAUAGCCUUUCCCAAUGACAGACCUAAUUCCCUAAGGCCUCGUCGGAAUUUAACUAAAAGGUGUACAACAAUUUUUGCCAAGCUUCCCAGAAACAUGACAAAUUGGGACGUAUACGAUUUAUCGGACAAGUUAAAAGAGGAUAGAGCAAAUGCAAAGACCUACAUCAACAUGUACGUUAAAAAAAGAAGAGACAGUUUCGUAGAAAAGCAACAGCUUGCCAUAAAGAUGGAAAAGGAGAAACGCGGUCCAGAUUACGAACUUACUGAUAAAAAUCGCCUGUUGAUGAAAAAUAUGCCAAAGGAACAAAAUCCUAAUGUGACAUUAAUAGAACCACACUACAAUUCACCCUACAGUAGUAUGCUGCCCUUGUCUCCGAAACAUCUUCACAAUAUAAAAGUGCACCCCUCCAAAAUUUUUCUAAAACACAUUUUUGUGAGCAGCUCUGUAUUUGAAACAGUCACUGUACAAAACUUGAACAACUUUAGUUUGUGGAUUUACCUUAGGACAUCCAAGAAUUGCCUGACAGUUGUCAACAAAAGUCGAAAAUGUGUUCGGGCAAACUCAACCGAGGACUUCGAAUUAGAAUUUACUGCCCCAUCGAAAGCAAAACAAGUCUUUGUCACUAUGGAAGUGAUUGCCAACGAUUGCCAUUUUAGUGAGAUAGAUUUUGCAGCACAGGUCGUCGACAUGAUGGUGCUCUUAGAUCAGACAGAACUGAUGUUUGAAAACUCAGAAUGCUAUAAGAUAGUCACCCUUAAAAAUUUAGUUUAUGCAAAAUGUAGUUUUUAUUGGAAACUAAACGGUAAUCAUUUUCGAAUUGUGCCCAUGACCGGGACAAUUCCUCCACUCGGCAUCUUAAAAUGUGCCGUUUACAGAAAACAAUGCGAUGAUCGGUACCAUGAUACAGAAGCUCAAUUGAAUUUCACUUCGAGCUCGUUGUACAGAACGAUUUCUUUGAAUGUCACGUAUACUCCCUUCAAUGUGGUGUUACUAAGAAGUAGUUUAACAGUUUCCGACCUUCCUUUAAAUAUUCCCGAAAAAAGAACUGUCGUUCUCAGGAAUUUGGAUAGUAGAUGCUUAUCAUUUACCGUUGUUGGCCAAGAAGGCAUACCAGGUUUGACCGUAUCCCCUAAUAGUGGAAUCCUUAAAUGCAAACAGGAUCAAAACAUUUCGAUAUUUUUUCAUUUUAAAACGAUAUGCGAACUGAACUGCAAGUUGCAUGUCAUUGUGGGACAUCAGACAGAACUACAUUUAAAUAUUAACGUCAGCGUCGUGUAUCCAAACUAUCAAAUAGCGCCGAGUGUUAUCAAUUUCAAGAAGAUUGCAUGCUUCUCUACAGCGAGAGCUUCAUUUACGAUAGAGAACAAAUGCUCUUGCAGAACCCACUUUCAGUUUCCUUUGAUCGAUUAUCCCACGUAUAACGUAAAAGAAUCAGACGAUUAUACUGCUGAUAUUGUACCUCGAAGCGGAAUUUAUAUUGAACCAGGCGAAAAGAAAAAAUUUUACCUGUUUUUCACUCCCGUUGAAGUAAGAACGGUUAAAUUCUAUUUGCCACUCAUUGUAAAUGGCAUUUUGGGUCCGACAUCGAUGAACACUGCAGAAUCAAAAAACGUCUCGCAUUUCUCUCAAAAAUACAACGAACUGUACCUUUCUAUUAGCAAGUUUCAACUGCCAACAAGUGGUCUUCGCACGCUAUCAACGAUGACGAUCAUGUCUGUGGUUACAAAUGCUAUCCUCAAACUUUCUAAAUUUGCCUUUCAUUUUGAAAAUACCCCAACUGGUCAUCCCCAGUCCGCUAUGAAGGACAUUCUUACCAUAACCAAUGUAGGUGAUACUGAAAACGAGUUUUGCAUUAGAACUGACGACACCAAAGACAAUAUAUCAAUAGUUUAUACGGGAAAGGAUUGCCCCUUUGAAGCAUACGAAAACUCGAUUUCUGUCGUUCUGGACGUGGGCCAGGAAAUUUCUCUAGAUGUUGUGUGCAUAAAUGAAUCUAAAGAAAGCGAAAAGGUUUACGCUCCCAUAUUUGUAAGACAGUACGAAAAAGGCCCGUUGUACAGAUACAUAUCAUUCGAAUACAUUUAUCAGUCCCCAACUAUCACCUCAGCUGAUGAGAUUGUUUUCUUUCCACCCGUACCGCCGUAUUGUGGCAUUGAGAAAACGAUAUACCUUCAACUGUCUCACCACGUAAUGGCCGAGUGCUAUAUAACUACCGAAACCGACGUAGAUCCGCUAAUCGUUACCGUGGGUGACAGAAAAAAACUCAGCGACAUCGAAGAAACUGUUCCUGUUACCUUGUUCAUUUAUUUUAAUUCACAUCUGGUUGUCGAUACCGCCAUAAAUAUUAAAUGUUCGUGUGGGGCAUCGCUUAAGAUUGGAAUCAAGGGUUGUGCUGAGAAUAGCCUGGUUACAAACAGUCCUUUUAUGGCAGUAUAUGUUGAUCCUGGCGAUGCAAAAAAGCCCAGAGAUGAAUACAUUAUUGACAAUCAGGAUUCCUGUUGUAACUUAAACAUAGACGAAUACUGUGUAUUCUUUGGAACUCGGCUUAACAUUCAAGAUUAUUGCUAUCCACUCUUUCCCCUGGCAUCUCCCGAUAAUAAGUACUACGAACAUAUGCAACAUAUUCUCAGUAUAUUAGAAAAGGUAAUAUACGUGCAGGGUUUAAAAGAACGUAAAUAUAUUAAAAUUCCUGACGAUUUUACGUCGAUGCCUCCAAAACUCAGAGCCAAUGAUCCCAGAAAGGAAGUAUCAAUAAAUUUAUACUUGGAGGUAGUUCUGAUGAACAUCUUCGGAAAACAGAUUGUGACUCUUUGGUGUGGCAAAAGGACACUUCCUGAAAAUGACCCAGAGAGAUUGAUAUAUAUUUAUGAAACAUACUCUACAAUAAUUUCGUACGUUAAAUCGGUAGGGGGCACGUGUCCUCAUGUGUGUGCCGAAUAUUUAUUUUCUUACGACGAUUAUUUGACGUUUAUCAACGAAAUCGUUCCUCAAGACAGGGAGACGUACCGAUUGGAAUUGAAACGUCCGUAUAACGAACAAACCUUUUAUCGUCGGAGUAAACAAUGUUGGAUUGAUUUAUUAUUGCAAACGUUUAAAGUUAUUUCACUAUUUCAAAUUAAUGCCAUGCCAUUAUCUCCCGAAUCGGUUGCAGUCACUUCCGAUGCCGACGUUAUAACGUAUUUUGAAGAAGAAAUAUCGAGUUCUGAUCGAUCGAUUUCGACCGAUGACGACGUUGUGUCACAAGAAAGCAGCAACUUCGUCGAGAAAUUAGACGAGAUUUCUGUUAUACCUUUAACGGUUAGUGAAGACGCAGAGAAUGAAUUUUUGAGCACGCACGAACUGGUAAUCCUCUUUUGGCUCGAAACGAAUUACAACACGCAAAUAAAAAAAGUAUGGAAAACACAAAAAGACGGCAGUUUGCUACGGGAACGACAACUAAAAAAUUUCGAUUACGACUUACGAGACUGUUUAGUCCUAUUAGCGACAAUAUCCUAUUAUUGUCCUUUCUUGGAUGAUCGGAUCGAAGAGGUCGCUUUCGACGUCAAAUCUGCAGAAAACAGGCACCAUAACGCCAUAAUAUUGAGGCAAUGGCUUCGAGUAAUAAACGUCGACGUUUCAGUAACUCCUGAAGAGAUUUCUCUAACAACCCCGAGCAUUUACAUGCUAUUGUUGUCCAGCUAUCUGUUUCAAUUUUUGCCAAAUCUCUUCCCUCGUAAAACGAUCUACAUGGCAGCAAACAUCAAUAGAUCGACAACGAAAGCUGUUACGGUGCGCAACAACGACAAAGAAGCGAUCAUGUAUACAAUCAGUUUCUUUAAUAACACUUCGAACUGUUUCACCGCUAAUUCCGACAAGAUCAGGGUAGCAGGGAAGGCGUCGCAUCAAAUAAAAUUUACUUUCCAAGCGAAUACGAUCAAUACAAUGAAGGUCUAUGCUGUUUUAAAUGGGGAGAACAAGGGAUACCGUUAUGCCAAAUGCAUGGUGUACGUGUUGCACGGUUUAACAAAAUUUGACCAGUGUACAAAAACGGUAAAGUUAACCGUACCAAUCUAUAAAUCGGUUAGUGUAAAUUUACCUAUCCACUCGCCAUUCGUAACUGAAGCAAUCUAUAAGGUGAAUUACGGCAUUGGAAAGACAAAAUCUUCAGAAGAGGUUCAUUUACUUUCUUGGAUGUCCACCGAACUGAUACCGGUACUCCCUUCUAGGAUCAUCUCUGAAAAGGAUGAGGUGAAAUGUAAUUCGAAAGGUAUUGGUAACCUGGGACUUCGAGUUUUCUGCUUAAGUGAAAACAUACGGAUUUACAUCUUGUUCUUUACGAAUCCCGAAAUCGGAGACUUUUGCAUAGAACUCCGAAUAUCACCUGACACGUCAGAAAUGAUCCCUUUGCCCGUAUGCGUCGAUAUUAAAAAGGAAAUUUUAUUGCGAAAGAUUAACGAAAAAUGUAUUUGUGGCAUGACCUCUGUCAUAAAGCGGUCUUCAUCGUGUAUCAGUUUGAGACAUUUCUGUCCAAAAUAUAUGAAGAUUUCAAUUCCGUGUCAAAACAGUCAACUGUGGAUUGGAGUUGGAAAUAUAUUUAGAAGCACCAUAACUGGCUUAAAGGACUGGAGCGAAAAUUUCGGUAAGAUAUUGUUCAGAACUUGGCAAAGUUCUCAGCAAAAGCUAUUACUGAAUGUGCAUUAUCCCUAG
This is a messenger RNA of Agrilus planipennis (emerald ash borer), 6551 nucleotides long. Its product is annotated as cilia- and flagella-associated protein 47-like. The coding region runs from base 87 to 6551 and encodes 2154 amino acids. The record is from RefSeq and is a predicted model, not a curated record. The transcript has 13 exons. Gene Ontology annotation, molecular function: protein binding. Lineage: Eukaryota; Metazoa; Arthropoda; Insecta; Coleoptera; Buprestidae.